ACGGGAAUUUGCGGCGCCUCUCCGCACUGAAUCUUUCCUCCAUACCCAUCGGGAAGAGACCGAAACCCUAAUUCGGUCGUGUUUUAUUAUGUUUGACGGAAUUUUUUUUGUCGUAUUUGCUUUUUUUUUUGUCUCUGUGAAUGAAACCUAUCGUGGGUUGUCUUUUUUGUUUUUUCUUUUUGGUUUAAUUUUUCUUCUCUCAACAUUUCUCAAAAAAAAACUUGUUUCUGUCUCUCCCUCGCUCCGCCCAGAAACCUCUUUUUUGUUUUUUUCCGGCAAUUACUCAGAAAUUUGUAUAGUAAAUAGUUUCAGUCUUUGGACCAUUCGAAUCAUUUUCUCCUCCUCUGUCGUUUUUCGCUUCAUUCGAUUUUUAAAGUUUACUGCUUUCCUUUUCUUUUUCUGGGUUUCGGAGAUCCACUUUUCUUCCGAUUUCACAGAGAAAAUAGGAUCUAAUUCGACGAGGCGUACCUUAAACUCGGGUGAUUUCGUUUGUAUGGUGGAUCUAACGAUGGGUUCUCACGUUGGAGUUCGCUGUAGUGUUAAGAAUGAUGGGUUCGAGCCAUUGGCUCCGCCGAGCUCGAUGUACAAUCUCACUCUCCACGAGGUUCAGAGCCAGUUAGGUGACACGGGCAAGCCUCUAAGCAGCAUGAACCUCGACGAGCUUCUGCAGAACGUUUUGUCAGCUGAAGCUGCCAACCAGUCCGUCGGAACUGAGCCUGAGGACGUGCCUCCGGGCAAUCAAAACGGCUCCACGCAAUGCCGGGCUAGUCUCUCGUCGUUGACCGGUACUCUAAGCAAGAAGACGGUGGAUGAAGUAUGGAGAGACAUACAGGAGCAAAGCAAAGGCAGGGGAGGAGACAGGAUUAAGGAGAGGCAGCCCACUCUGGGAGAAAUCACUUUGGAGGAUUUCCUGGUAAAAGCCGGAGUUGUGUCUGAAUCGAAUGUGGGAAAAGAGAACUGCGGGCAUUUUCCCGGGGUUGAUCCGAAUAUCGAUCCACAGUUCCUCAUGGAGCAGCAUCAGUGGAUGCAGCCAAUGGCGCAGCCUCUGCAAGCGAGGACACGUCUCGAGAAUCAGGCUGUGUUACCUCCUCCUCCCCUGAUGGGGACGUUGUCAGAGACGCAGGUUCCGGGGAGAAAGAGGGGUGCGACCGAGGAGUUUAUCGGGAAAACCGUCGAGAGGAGGCAGAAGAGGAUGAUAAAGAAUCGGGAAUCGGCUGCACGUUCAAGGGCAAGAAAGCAGGCUUAUACAAACGAACUGGAGAACAAAGUCUCGAGACUGGAGGAGGAAAAUGAAAAGUUGAGGAAGCAGAAGGAGCUGGAGAAGAUUCUGCCGGUAACUCCGGUGGCAGAGACAAAGUAUCAGCUGCGUAGAACAUCAUCGGCCCCUGUCUAGGAAUCUCUUUCUCAGGAGGGAUGGCCCAUUUGUAAGAUCAUCAAUCAACCCCUCCUUUCAUGAAUGCAUAUAUAAAGUUCGGAUCCUCUGUUUUUAGUUUAUUUUGUAUGUAAAAAAAAAAAGUUUAGAAUGUGGAAAACGUGUUUCAGUUUACUGUUUUUUUUUUCUGUAUAUAAAAGAAACUAGUUUUAGUCUUAAACUGCCUGUUUUUUAAUCUUCUGUCUGUAUAAAGCCAUGCUUUUUAGUUU
Messenger RNA from Tarenaya hassleriana, 1641 nucleotides. RefSeq names its product ABSCISIC ACID-INSENSITIVE 5-like protein 2. The transcript is spliced from 4 exons. Gene Ontology annotation, cellular component: nucleus. The record is from RefSeq and is a predicted model, not a curated record. Bases 89 to 1393 code for a protein of 434 amino acids. Gene Ontology annotation, molecular function: DNA-binding transcription factor activity. Lineage: Eukaryota; Viridiplantae; Streptophyta; Magnoliopsida; Brassicales; Cleomaceae. Gene Ontology annotation, biological process: positive regulation of DNA-templated transcription.